AGCCAUUGACAGUUUGAUGGUUAUAGCGUACGGUGUGAACUGGCUUACAAAUAUUUAUUUUUCUCUUAAGUUAGUGCAUUUUUUGUCGUAAAAUUGGUGAUAUUUGGUACAAGAAAGGUCAUAUUAUGUGUCGACAUACGCAUUAUAGUGUUCUGAUCAAUUUUAAAAGGAAUAUUCAGCCAAAUUCAAAGUGUGUUAUUGUUCCGAGUUUCGGCAGGAGCCCACAACAUUGAGCUGUCAAAAAUGAACAUUUACUGUGUACCUAUUUUCGGCAGCAUUUAAAGUGAAAAAUAACCUGUUUAUCGUGAUUUUAAAAUUCCGAACAAGUUAGAAUAAAUUAAAUAAGCAUAAAAUCUUUAAUAUACACCACUUUUUCAUUGUUUUACUGUUCUGAUUCUCUUAAUCACAAAACCUGCCGAACGAUUGGCUGACAGCAAAGCUACCGAAAAAAAGCACAAUUUAUUUGAUAUUUUGGAGAAUACGUAAUGAAAUGGUGUGAAACUUCGUAUGUGAAUAUCAAAUAAGUACACUUUCACUACAAAAUUGUGUUUUGUGAAAUUUUUUACCGCAUUUGUGCAGAAUUUCACGGUUUUAGCUACCCUGCCGAAAAUAGGUACACUGCCGAAAACUGGUACAGUUACCCUAUGUAAAAAAUAAAAAGAAACUCAAACAAAUCGAACGUUUCACGGAAUUUGCUUGAAAAAAUAACGCGUACCACCUAUUUAACGCCACAGGUUUGACAGUUGAAAAAGCGGAAGCUAACCUGUCAAAACGUUGGAUGUCUCUCUUUCCGGCAUCUUGCAAGACUUCGGAUUCAAGAUGGGACGUUACGCUAAGGAACCCGACAAUGCUUCUAAAUCCUGUAAAUCGCGCGGUUCGAACCUUCGGGUGCAUUUCAAGAACACUCGCGAAACGGCACUAGCCAUCAAGCGUAUGCCGCUCCGUCGUGCUCAGCGUUUCCUGAAGAACGUGAUCGAAAAGAAGGAGUGCGUACCGUUCCGCCGCUUCAAUGGCGGUGUGGGCCGUUGCGCUCAGGCCAAGCACUGGGGCACGUCGGUCGGUCGCUGGCCGAAGAAGUCUGCCGAGUUUCUGCUGCAGCUGCUGAAAAACGCUGAAGCGAACGCCGACUACAAGGGUCUGGAUGUGGAUCGGUUAGUGAUCAACCACAUUCAGGUGAACCGCGCGCCCUGCCUGCGUCGCCGCACGUACCGUGCGCACGGUCGCAUCAAUCCGUACAUGUCGUCGCCGUGCCACAUCGAGCUGUCGCUGACGGAGAAGGAGGACGUUGUGACCAAGGCCACCGACGAGUCGGAGCAGGCGAAGAAGAAGCUGUCCAAGAAGAAGCUGCAGCGGCAAAAGGAGAAGAUGAUGCGCAACGAGUAAGGGUGCGUGAUCGUAUGCUUACGCUGUGCAAAAUUGUUCUUUAAGGAGGCGAAUAAAACGGUCAACAAAAACACCCAAAAGUGCAGAGGAAAGCAAAAGUGUGGUGAGAAAAAAAACAAA
Messenger RNA from Anopheles gambiae (African malaria mosquito), 1503 nucleotides. It is a transcript of the gene RpL17, whose product is annotated as large ribosomal subunit protein uL22. Gene Ontology annotation, biological process: cytoplasmic translation. The record is from RefSeq and is a predicted model, not a curated record. The coding region runs from base 820 to 1383 and encodes 187 amino acids. The transcript is spliced from 3 exons. NCBI's taxonomy places the organism in Eukaryota, Metazoa, Arthropoda, Insecta, Diptera, Culicidae. Gene Ontology annotation, molecular function: structural constituent of ribosome. Gene Ontology annotation, cellular component: cytosolic large ribosomal subunit; ribosome.